AUGGGCGGCCGGAGCAACAACAAUACAGCCGCCCACCAGAAUUCAAUACUUCGAAUCGUUGUCGUUGGUGGCGGAGGUGUUGGAAAAUCGGCAUUAACUAUACAGUUUAUACAGCGCUACUUCGUCCAGGAUUACGAUCCGACCAUCGAGGACUCCUACACAAAACAAUGCUUCGUCGAUGAGGACUUGUGCAAGUUGGAAAUCCUCGACACAGCCGGCCAAGAGGAGUUUUCCACCAUGCGAGAGCAGUAUCUGAGGACGGGAAGUGGCUUUUUGAUUGUGUUCGCUGUGACUGAUAGGAAUAGUUUCGAAGAAGUCAAAAAGCUGCACGAACUGAUAUGUCGCAUCAAGGAUCGAGAUGAUUUUCCGAUAAUUUUGGUGGGAAAUAAAGCAGAUUUGGAGAACGAGAGACAUGUAGCCCGACAUGAAGCAGAGGAACUAGCUCACCGUCUCUCGAUUCCUUAUCUGGAGUGCUCGGCAAAACUGCGAAGAAAUGUCGACGAGGCGUUUUUUGAUAUAGUUCGACUUGUCAGAAAAUACCAACACGACGAGCGAAUGCCAGUCCACGCCCAUGACGAUCGGAAACUUGAGUCUCCGAUAAAAUUGAAAAAGAAGAAAAACUGCAGGAUUCAGUGA
Molecule: messenger RNA, 636 nt
Organism: Caenorhabditis remanei
Lineage: Eukaryota; Metazoa; Nematoda; Chromadorea; Rhabditida; Rhabditidae
Exons: 6
Coding region: 1-636 (211 amino acids)
Biological process (GO): signal transduction
Cellular component (GO): plasma membrane
Molecular function (GO): GDP binding; GTPase activity; GTP binding
Source: RefSeq, a predicted model, not a curated record